GCACGGAACACACGGAGCGAAGCAGGGCAACGCGCUCGGAAGACCAGACGAGACGGCAUGGGCACCAGCCAGGAGGAACGACAAAUCCGCGACAGCACUUUCCGCAUCAUCGCCCCGGACCCGCCAAGAGCAUGCGUCGGCGCGCGACACAUGGUUACGUUCAUGCUCUUCUUGGGCAUGGCGAACGCAUACGUGAUGCGGACCAACAUGUCGGUGGCAAUCGUCGCCAUGGUGAAUCACACUGCCCUGCCUAAGGAGAAUACGACUGAGGACGACGAGUGCCUUCCGUCAGGAACAUCGGCCAAGCUGGGCACACUGUGGGACGCACAGAUAGCACCCGCCGCUGAUGAUGACUACCAACUGGAACCAUCAUCAAGAUCUGCUUCUGAGGGCUCUUUUGUUUGGGACACAACACUGCAAGGAUACAUCCUCAGCAGUUUCUUCUAUGGUUAUGUUAUUACACAGAUUCCAUUUGGACUACUGUCCAAGAAAUAUGGUGCCAAGUUGUUCUUGGGUGUUGGAAUGUUGAUCAACUCUGUUUUUGGACUAUUGGUGCCAGUGGCAGCAAGACAUGGUUAUGAAUGGCUCAUUGCAGUGAGAUUUAUUCAAGGUUUGGGAGAGGGCCCCAUUGUACCAUGCACACAUGCCCUGCUUGCGAAAUGGAUUCCGCCUAACGAGAGGAGUCGUAUGGGUGCUUUUGUAUAUGCAGGCGCACAGUUUGGUACAGUAGUAUCUAUGCCUCUCAGUGGUUUGCUCUCUGAAUAUGGAUUCGAUGGUGGUUGGCCAUCGAUUUUCUACGUUUUUGGUGCUGUGGGUACAAUAUGGUCUGUUGCUUUUCUAAUCAUGGUUUAUGAAGACCCUGAUGUCCACCCUCGCAUAGCUGAAGAUGAGAAGAAAUACAUCACACACACUGUAUGGGGCUCUGCAGGUGUCUCUUCUCCUCCAGUUCCCUGGAAAAGCAUAAUAAAGUCUCUACCAUUCUGGGCAAUUCUUAUUGCACACAUGGGGCAAAAUUAUGGAUAUGAAACACUGAUGACAGAACUUCCAACAUUCAUGAAACAAGUGCUGCACUUUGACAUAAAAGAGAAUGGAACUCUUUCUGCACUCCCAUACCUUGCAAUGUGGAUAUUUUCAAUUGUUGCUAGUCAUGCAGCGGACUGGAUGAUUUCCAGCCGGCGAUUUACUCAUGGAGUAACAAGAAAGAUAGUAAAUAGCAUUGGUCAGUAUGGACCUGCAGUCGCUUUAAUAGCAGCAUCAUACACAGGCUGUGAUCCAACACUUACAGUAGCACUGUUAACUAUUGGUGUUGGUCUUAAUGGAGGUAUUUAUUCCGGAUUCAAGGUGAAUCACCUUGACAUUUCACCACGUUUUGCUGGUAUUCUUAUGAGUUUCACCAACUGUUUGGCAAACUUGGCUGGCCUUUUAGCUCCAAUAGCAGCAGGCUACAUAAUCCAUGGAAGGCCAACACAAGCAGCUUGGAGAGUUGUCUUCAUGAUUGCAUCUGGUGUGUAUAUAGUAUGUGCGACAGUGUACCUGAUAUUUGGAUCUGGUGUGAGGCAACACUGGGAUGACCCCAGCAAUGACAGCCCUCCUAAAAACAAGAAUACUGAUGUGGAAAAAGACUGCGUACCGAUGGAGAGCACGCACCAUUGAUUGUUGCAGCUUUGUAAUGUGUUGGUGUGUGUCUUUUUUUGUAUGUUCAAUGAGAGAGAGAGAGAGAGAGAGAGAGAGAGAGAGAGAGAGAGAGAGAGAGAGAGAGAGAGAGAGAGAGAAUAUGACUGAGCAGCUACAUCAGCUUCUUCACUCCCAAAUUUGUAUAUUUUGAAAUAUUAAAUUAUGAGUGUUUUUUUUAUGUCUGUCACUAGUUGCAAAAGAAUGUAUAAAAGAUGGCAAAAAGAGUUCUAUGUCUUUUAGUAUUUAUUUAAACCCUGAGAUUAAAUUAUCUUACACAGAAUCUUGUCCAAAUCAGUGAUUUUCUGUAUGGUGUGUGUAUGAAAAAUAAAACCCACAUUUAUGCCGACAGUAGAUCUUGCUAUUUGCUGUUGGAAAUUUGGUGUGCUUCCAAUUCCCUAAUAAAUUUUUCAUUAUAAAACAGUUACAAAUUAUUUGGAUAGUAUUAUAACAUUAAAUAACAGUCCAGUAUUUAACCCAUUAGUAGAUCUGUGGGCUACUUCUCAUAAAACAUGAGAUACUCCAAGAAUGAAUGAGGCAAAGACAUCCAUAGAAAUCACAUUUUAUAAAUUACUGUAACAUAUAGUAAUUUUUAAAUAGUGUUGUUAUGUGUCUAUACCUAGACAAGUAAUAGAAAUUUCUAAAGUUUCUAUAAGAUAGGCUUAGAUUUUGUUUCACUAUCUGCCAUGAAACUUCACUUUUCAAUGUGUAUUUGAGAAAGAAAUUGUAUGUUUUUUAAAUGCUAUGCAUUUGUACACAUCAGUCUGUAACCAGUAUUAAAUAUUUGUUACUGGUUAAA
Messenger RNA from Schistocerca americana (American grasshopper), 2470 nucleotides. It is a transcript of the gene Picot, whose product is annotated as putative inorganic phosphate cotransporter. The transcript is spliced from 9 exons. Lineage: Eukaryota; Metazoa; Arthropoda; Insecta; Orthoptera; Acrididae. The record is from RefSeq and is a predicted model, not a curated record. Gene Ontology annotation, molecular function: transmembrane transporter activity. Bases 58 to 1653 code for a protein of 531 amino acids. Gene Ontology annotation, biological process: monoatomic anion transport; transmembrane transport.